Colletotrichum abscissum is the source of this 6123-nucleotide messenger RNA. RefSeq lists its product as uncharacterized. Gene Ontology annotation, cellular component: HIR complex; nucleus. The transcript has 4 exons. Lineage: Eukaryota; Fungi; Ascomycota; Sordariomycetes; Glomerellales; Glomerellaceae. Bases 1 to 6123 code for a protein of 2040 amino acids. The record is from RefSeq and is a predicted model, not a curated record. Gene Ontology annotation, molecular function: nucleosome binding; protein binding. Gene Ontology annotation, biological process: chromatin organization.
AUGGUUCCGAUCAACGUCGAAGCCGAGGAGAACUCGGAUGAUGAGGUCGACACCACCCGCGAGCUUCAUGUCGAUGAAGCUCUCAAGCGCUUCCAGAAUGCUCUGAAGCUGCAUGCUCAAGGCCCUCGAUUCUUCGACGAAGCUUCCGACGCCUACGACGAUCUCUUCAAGUCCGAAAUCUUCAAAUACCCCGAGGCUUCUACCGAGUACGAAAGGGCAGAAAGGCAGCCAGAUCAAUUACUCGCCGAUCCCGCUCUCGCCGGCACUCUCGAUCUUCAAUCUGCCGAUGUUGAUACCACCGGCAGCAGUCUUCCUCAAGCCUUCUUCCUUGCAUACAAGAACCGCGGUCAAUUUCUCCUUGAUCGCACCCGACAUGCCGCCCGAGCCGCCGGAGACGAUGCGUCGUCUUACUUCGAGAAGGACGAUGCCCUCCAAAAUAUGCAUAGCGCUCUGGUCGACUUCAAUGCCGCUCUUGACCGCGAUCCGUCCGAUGCAGAGUUGUGGCGACGUACAGCCCGUGUUGCUGCAUCGUUGAAGAGCUCCAGAAUCAACAGAUACUGCCUCGAAGCUGCUAUCGAACUCGACGAUGACCCCGCUGUUCUCGAGGUCGAGCCACCAUCUUUGGCAGAAGGAUUCGCCGGUCAACAACUCAAGGACCAGCUGCAAGCCCUGUCGGAUGAGAUCGCCUUGUCUCACCCCAUCAUGGGUCCUUGGGUAAAGAGAGACAUGCCCGACUUCAUCAAACGACACAUUGAUCCCAUGCCGUAUUUGCCGAAUCCGACAAAGGAAACUGGGUCCGCCCGCACCAAUGUCGAGGAAGCAGGCCUCGCCCGUCUUACUGUAGAGGUCCCAACUGCAUCAUGGGCCGACUUGGGUAUGGCACUCGUGCAGUUCAUACUCGAAAUGGGGCAGACAAGCCGCGGCAUUGUCAUUGAGCUUCCUGAAACGGAUGACGAUGAUGACGUGGUUAUGGAAAGCCAACCAGAGCAGGAAGUACAAGCAAACGGCUCGGAUGGCAAAGAAAAGGGCGAGAACUCGGCCCAGGAGGACAAGCAGGAAACUACGAGAAAGACAGAGAGCGUGGAGCCCGCUGCGAAGGAAACCCCCAAACCUGCCGAGAGCACUCGCAAGGGUCGAAGCGCCUCCCAGCCCUCUCGAAAGCGAUCCCAUUCAGCAGCUGGCAAUCCCGAGGGCCAAGAGGAGGAGAGCCUCGUCGAAAAAAGGAGUAAGCGUAUUAGGAGGCGAGAGACAGCAGCCGCAGAAGAAGUUCCGGACCCAAGUGCCGUGCUUGCGUCCCAGCUGGCCCCUUAUCAAGCCACCGACCAAAAUUUGUUCCAGGCUACUAAGAACAUGCUGGAAAACAUCGGAGUCACGAAUCAGGACACUCUAGACCGCAUCAGCGAAGUGUUGGACUCCCUUGCUGCAGAGGAACGCGGCGCUUCCAUAAAAAACCAAGCGACCUUGGAUCUCCGCAAUGCGAUCGUCUCUUUCAGCGAGGAGAAUGCGAAAAUCUUGCUCAACAAACAGGCACAGGCAUCACUAAGCUUGUCUUCUUUCCUUGAGCAUGCCAAAGGGGGUUCUCAGAAGAUGUCAAUCAUACCACCCUUCAAGGAGACGCAGGGCAUCACUGCUUUUGUAAAGCGCGUAAAUUCCUCCUGGAUGACUGCCCAGGAUGUUGCGUACGAAUGGAUCAAGACGAUAUGUCCCAGCUAUCUCCAAACGAAGUGGUCAGAUGUCUUGAAGACGGCCGUCGUCCAAGUCAUCAGUAGGUUCGAUCAGGAUAUCCUUCAAGCCAUCAACUACGACUUGGACCGCGCGAGACAAUCAGACGAUGCGAACAAGGAAUUUGGGUUUGUUAAACACAUUGUCGAGAUGCUCUUCGAGAUUCACCUUGACGUGUAUGAGAGAAUCACCAACCCCAACAGUGUCGUUGACUACAGCAUCCGCGUUGAAGCCAGGGGUCGCUUGGGUCGGUGGCUAGACAUGGCUUCAGCUUUGCUGAGGGACGCCGCAGAAGAAGGCAACGAAGACUUGACUGGCCGCUUCCUCUGGGCUGCCAUCUUUUCCACGACUCUUACGGAGAACGCGUCGAGAGAGUACAUUCUGCAGUGCUGGACCAGUUUACGAGAUUUUCUCGCAGAAAGUGGGAUUGAUCAACUACUACUUCCGAAUAAUCCGGUGAUACCUGAAAUUUCGGAGGCGGCGGCCGAUAGAGAGAUCUCUAAGCUCACCACUAUGGACUUCUUCCUCGGACUCUUCCAGGACAAUGUUAGCGACCCAGUUGCCGUCAUUGAUAACCUUGAGCCCGUCCUCAAUCCAGGGUCUGUUUACGUCACCCUGCCAUCCGAGGAUUCGGCAGAAGACGGAGAAGAGGCAUCUGGCCGCUCCAAUACGAAGAAAGUGCCCAUCAUGGAGUGUGCAAGCCAAAGCCUCCAGGAUCUUUGGAGGUUUUUGUUGGGAACUAGCACGGAACUGCGUCUUUUCCUCUGGACACGACUUAGCGACGCGUAUGCCAGCAUCAAAUAUUCGACGAAACAGUUCUCAUGCCAGCUCAAAGCCAUCGAGAUGCUCACGGCGGAUUUGGAAAGCGACAGUUAUCUCAAGAACGCUCCAGAAACUAGACCGCCGUUAGUGUUGAAGAUGCUCAAAUCGCUGGAUGAUCUACUGAUCACGGCACUUUCGUUGGCUUUGAAUGAUAGCUCCGCGUACGACAUUGUCGAUGAAGACCAUCUCAAAUCGACAUCGGCUGCUCUCAUCAAAUUGAGCUGCAUGCUUCACGUAUCGGCAAUGCAUGAGGACGAAAUUCGCAUCGGUAUGACACGUGUCCCGCCGAGUAGUCCCUCAUUCCAGCCUUUCCUCAACAAGCUGCGUGAGAUUCAAGUGCGUGUAUGGUGCCUCCAGUACACGGUCGUCAAGGUCGGUGUAAACCAAAACGGAAAGAUAUUCCCGAAUCCUGAGAUGGAGUUGGCAGACUUUUUGUCUGCAAUCCAUCAGGUAAUUGGGCUCAGGAAAUGCUGUAAAGCCUCAAACAAGAUUUUCUUGAAGAUGAUGCGGGUUGAGUUGCUCAAGUUCAAGAAGAUUGAAAACUGGGAAGACUAUCUUGGGCAAGUGCUUUACGACCUCCACGGUCUCAAACUUGGUGUCGGUGCUGGAGAGGUUCAGGACCAUGGCUGCCCCCCGGAGAAACUCGAGAAGCGCAACGCCAUGCAGCUUGUGGACAAGAUUACGGUCCUGGCAAGGAGGAUGCCCCGAAAGGACCUCCUCAAGUCAGACCUCAAAACGACCAUCGAGCACAUGCAAGGAGCCAUUGGACAGACAAAGUCGACGCCUCAGAUGAUCCACAACCUGAGGAACUUUACCGAGUAUCUGAAGCGGCCGAUCCACCCCCUUCGGCUUUACCAAGCCCUCACCGGCGGUGUUCAGUUGGACGUCGUAGCUGUAAACACUCCCGAAAGCGCCCUAGCCAGGCACGGCUGGUUCUUCCUCCUAGGCAUGAUUGCCCUGACGAGGUUCAAGCAAGUGGAUUUGAGCAAGCGGCAAACACCAGGUGCAACUGACGACUUGCGGCUCGCGGCCACUUUCUUGCGGCUGCAACUUCAGUUCACUCCAGAUAAGUGGGAUGCCUGGUUCCGCCUAGCCGAGUGCUUCGACUACGAGCUCGAUGAGGCUGUGUUGUGGUCGGCCGACAAGAUGAACAAGGAACGCGGCGAAUUGCUCAAAUUCCAGCGGAAUUCAAUUCAUUGCUAUACUCUAGCGUUGUCUAACUCUUGGGAGGCAGAGAUCGAUGACGAGGACGAGGAUCCGCUCUACGAGCUCUAUCAUAACUUUGCUAUGCGCCUGUACGCAUCCAGCCGCGAGCCUCUUGCUAUGGAGCCCUUCCAACAUGCGGACCAAGAGAGAUUCUUCAUCGAAAGCGAGGGAAAUGGAACCUUCCAAAGGGUCCUUCACGACCAGAUGCAAGACUACAAAGUCUGGAAAUACGCAGCUGGCUUGUUCAAACGUGCCAUGAGGCGUAAACCAAUGGACUGGAGGAAUCCGUACAUGCUUACCAAAUGUUUGUGGAAAAUGUACCAGAAGCCCAUUGACCAGCUUAGCAAAAAGGACCGGGAGACCCGCCCAUCACUUGAGUACUUGAUUUCGGCCCUCGAACACGCUGUCGAAGUUGUUGCGGCGGUGCCCAAAUCGCGGCAUAGCGAUCCUAUCCUGGAGCCGCACUACAAGAUCGUCUCGAUAGUGUACAAGCUGGUUGUUCGAGGCGAGUUGAAGCCACAAGAGGGCGCAGACAUUCUGUCGAGGCAACCAUUUGGUAUGGAACUCGGAGACGAUAUCACUCUUGACGACAACGAAGAUUGGGAGGAAUAUGUGAUCCGGAAUUUGCAUCACUUACGGGAUAAGGACAAGUCCAACUGGCAGCACCGUAUCAUUAUGCGUCAUGCCCGCCUGCUUUUCGAUGAGGAUGGCGAAUCACCCGAGCUUGUGCAAGCCAAGGCAGCCUUCAAUGUCCUUCGAGAAUCCAUGUUUACCAAGACAAUGGUUAUGAAUGUCUGGAAGUGCGACGCGGAGCGUUCUGGGCGCCACCACGUCUAUACGUCCCAGUAUAUCCGCUUCAUGGUCAAGAUUUUGGUGGUUAUGAACGACCGAGUGAAUUUGGAAAUGGUUCUCAGGCGACUUCGGAAGAAGGGCGCCGACUUCUACCACUUUGGCGACUUGUGGCAGAUGUGCUCCAUGGCUUACCUUAGACUUCUACGUCAGGGCUUCCAAAUUUCUCCUACGUUGGAAGACGCUUUCAAGUCGACAUCGAUGGAAGAGCUGGACAUCAUGGCUGAUCGUAUCACGGAGUGGGCCGGAGGUCCGGCAACGGACAUUCCCGCCUUCAACUGCUUGAAGGAGACGAUUGAGUUGAAGAAGCUCAACGGCGGCCUCAUGAAGGCUGGGGCAAUUGACGACCUAAUCAACGACUGUUACGCCAUCAUCUACCAGGAGAUUGGCCCUUCGCUGCCCGGCCCUGAGCCUCACGAAGUUCUUGAAGCACGUGCUAGGGCUCGUGCCAGAGAAGAGGCCGAUGGCGGGAUCGAGCUCAAGCCAUCCACUUCCUUGGGCAACCUGCUGAACCCAUCAUCGGCGCAAGACUCGGGAGCCAAUGGUGAAGGUGAUAAGACGGCAUCGACACUUGAGGCAGCACCCAGGCGCAGGGCGGGCGUUCGUCGGCCUGAUAUCAUUCGCAAGGCGGAACAGGCGUUUGCCCGGUACGGUGAAGCGCCAAAGCCAUCAGUUGCUCCUUCCAAAUCUCGUGUGGGUUCGGUUUCGAGUGGCAGGAACGGAACGCGCACUCCCGUUGGAGACGCCGGGGAGGCCAGUGAUACCGAGGAGCUCAACGAAGGAGACACUGUCGAAGAGAUCGAGGACACGGAGAUGAAGGACGACACUGCCAUGGAUGUUGAUGAAGGGGACGAAACGCUUGCACAGGCCACGGCAGCGUCCAGUCCGCGGGGCAGCAUUCACGAUUCUGCAGAUGAUGAGAGUGAACUUAGCGAUGUUCCGGAUGACUGGGAUGAGCAGCCCCCUCCUUCACUCAUGUUCCCUAAUCUCAGGAAGAGCGUGGAUUCAGGUCGCGCCGAAGAGGCGAAUAACUCUAGUGAUGGCGAUGACGAAGAGGGCGAAGACGGUGAAGAGGAAGAGGAGGGGGAGGAGGAGGAAGGAGAAGAAGAAGAGGGCGACGGCGAGGAGGUUGAGGAAGGUGAGGAGGCUGAAGAAGGUGAGGAAGGCCAGGAAGUUGAGGAGGGCGAUGAAGCUGAAGAAGGUGAAGAGGGUGAGGAAGGCGAUGAGGCCGAAGAAGGUGAAGAGGGCGGAGAAGGCGAAGAAGGCGAAGAAGGCGAAGAGGGUGAAGAGGAUGAAGAGGGCGAAGAGGGCGAAGAUGGCGAGGAGACCGAAGAAGCUGAAGAAGGUGAUGAGGAAGAAGAGGCCGAAGAUGGAGAGGAGGGUGAUGAAGAUGUGGAAGCCGAAGAGGGUGAAGAUGAGGAAGUCGAGGAGGGCGAAGGCGAUGGCGAAGAGGAAGAGGAAGAGGAAGAGGAAGAGGAAGAGGAAGAAGAAGAGGGAGAGGAAGACGAAGACGAGGAUGCGUAG